CUGAUUGGUUAUCUAAUUUAAAUGUAUUCCAAAUCUAGAAGAGCAAUCAUUUUACGGCUGUUGAUGAAGUAGUUGUGGAAUUUUAUCAUCUUUAUAAUGACCGUGUCGUUUAUGAUGGUAUAUUGAGGUAAUUUCUAUCAAUUUAUUAUACUGAUUAUGACAAAAAUAUUUUAUAAAUGGAUUAUUAAUUUACAAAUUAAACAAACUACAUUGAUGUUGUCCUUAUCAAAUACACAUAGGUAAUCCAUAUUCAAUUUCAAUGAAUGGAAUUAAAUUUAAUUCAGAUCAAAAUGGUAAUCAGUAUAAUGAUAAUAAUAAUUACAUAGGACUAUUGAAUAAUCAUACUACAUUAUUUCCUACUAAUUAUAAUAAUACUAAUUUAUUAAAUUUUGAACAUAUUUCUGAUAACAUUAAUGAAGUUAAUGUAGGACCAUUAUUAAAACAAUUACAAUGUGUUAUUAGAGAAUUAGUUGAAUCAGAAUCAGUUUAUUUAAAAAGUUUAUGUGAUAUUGAAGAGGGUUACUUAUUACGUUUAAAAACAAACCAAAGUGUAGAUCAACAAUUUCUCGAUGUCGUCUUUCAUAAAAUUUCAGAUUUACGAGUUUUUCACGCACAACUUCAUUCCGAUCUUUAUUUGAAUCGUGAAAAUUUUAUUCAACUUGGACGAGUAUUUCUAGUUAAUGCAAAACAUUUUGAAGAGCUCUAUGUGGAUUUUUGUCUUAAUUAUCCAAAAACUAUUCGUUUGCUUGAAGAAGCCCAAAAAUCUCGUACAGAUACUUGGAUAUGUCUUAACAAUUGUCAGUCAGAAUUACAACAUCAACUUCCUCUUGCCACAUAUCUUCUCAAACCAGUACAACGUAUACUCAAGUAUCAAUUAUUUUUACAGGAAUGUGUCAAACAUUUAAGUCAAAUAACAACAGAACUAUCAAAUUCGAAAUCUUCAGUACCAAGUAGAGAUUUAUCGAUUAGCAACACUGUAGGUCUUUCAGAAAGUAACAAUGAUCAGAAUAACGAUUUAUUGUUGGAGUUUUUCAAUCAUUCUAUUUAUACAUUAAGACAAGCAUUGGAACGUAUGAUUCAAGUCGCAGAUCAUAUCAAUGAACGUAAACGUUAUCGUGAAUUAUUAGAUCAACUUCGGAUUACUCGAUUAGAUGUAGAUAAUUGGGGUGAUCUUGUAUUACAUGAUCAUUUUCGUAUACCGGGUAAAAAAGACCUACGUCUUGUUCUCCUGUUUCAGUGUGCACUUAUCCUAUGUAAAUAUACACCGCCUACAUCUUCAUCCGGUAUCAGUUUGUCAACUUCCCAGUCCAUAACUAUCAAUGAUUAUUGGAGCAAUACAACUAAAACAAUGAAAUCACGCGGUGGAUCAGAUAGAGUAUCAGGAAAUUCUAGUCACAUGGUUUCAAAUGUUAGAUCGAUCGAAAUACGUGAAGUGAUUAGUUGUGCUAAUUUAAUGCUAGUUGAAUGUAUCGACAAAGAUCCAUUAGCAUUUCAUAUAUUACCAUUUGAUAAUCCUAAAGCACAACGUACUCUACAAGCAACCAAUUUAGAAAUUAAACGUCUAUGGUGUCAUGAAAUAAAACGUUUAAUAUUAGAAAAUUAUGAUGCAGCUAUUCCGGAAAGAGCAAAACAAAUUGUACUUAACAUGGAUGAUUUAACUUAUGGUCCACCUAUUAAAGAUAUAUCUGAUCUACCUAUGAGUUUAUGUAAUUUACAACAAGUUGGAAAAAAUGAUUUUGAAGAAGACUGUUUAAACCAAAAUUGUUCAAACGAUCGAGUACAUCGUAAGAGUGAUACAGCUCUUCCAGGUCUUCGAAGCUUUUUAAAUCGGCAAACAAACAAACAUUCAAUUUAUUCAAAUUCAAUUCACACACCUAAUCUAUCUUUGAAUAAUAAUAUCAAUGAAUGUAGAAUACCUUUAUUAGAAAAUGGUUGUAUGUUGAAUGGCAAGAAAAACGUCAUCGGUGAUAAAGUCUUACCCUGUGAUGAUGAUAUUAAUAAUUCAACUGAUAGACAUCUUGAUUCAUUAUUACACGAAGCCUGGGAGGAAAUAUGGGCUAAACAUCAGCAUUCACCAGUUAAAACAACUUUUGCAAAUGGUCAGUCAGAUUCUUUGGAAAACGGUAAUUUUCAUCAUUAUCAUCAGGAUAAUUAUAAAUUGGAUACAGAGAAUGUUUAUUCAUCUGAUUCAGUAGUAACAACAAAAGCGAAUAAUGAUGCAGACUUCCGGUGUAUUGCUGUCGAAAUUAAUGAAGAGAAAUUUGGUCUUUUAUCACCUGUCACUGUACCGACGUGUACUGUUAAUGAAAAUAAAAAAUAUUCAGUAUCUUCCCUAUCUAAAUUAAAUACAGAUUCUUUAAAUUGUGUAAAUAAUUCAGAUAACUACAAAUUUUCUAUUCCUACUUCAUCAUCUCCCUCAUCACAACAUUUAUUACAUUAUUCUUCACCUAAUUUUUCAAUCUGUCAGCGAUCAUCACCAACAUUAUUAUCUAAUAAAUCUGUACAUAGUCAUAAUCGUACAACUUCCGUUUAUAUUGACUGUCCAAAUACAUCAUAUUAUGAUGUAAUCACAUUUGGUCGAACUUAUGAACAGUAUAUUGCUAAAGCUCGAGCAAUGGUAGCUUUAUCUCCAAAAGAUUUAGAUGAAAUAUUCAGUCCAUUACGAGAAUUACCAUUUACUAAUCGUGAACAUCAAUUAUCACACUCUUCACUUCAUUAUCACAAUCAAGAUGAUAUAUUAUCUUCUAAUAUUAUCAAUGUAACAACGACUCAUUGUUCAACUGUCCCAUUAAUACUAAACACAAAUAUUAAUUCAAUGAAACAGUUAUCUGAUACUAAUUCGACAACGAUGAUCAAGAAUCGAAAUUGUUUAACUUCUGAUUUAAAAUUAUCUUUAACUAAUCUUACAUCUUCUAUAGAAGAAAAUAAUGGUAAUGAUAAGAGUAAUGAUUAUUGUUCUUCGUCUGGUGCUAGUUCUCCACGACAUUUAGUUAGUUGUAUCGCUGUAACACAUAAUCGAAACGGACUCAAUAGUAAUUUAGUAACAAAAAAUAUAACUGUGGUACCGAGUAACACCACUGCUACGCCAGCCGUAACAAUGGACAGUCGUGUAUCAGCUGCAAGAUCGAAUUCACUAUCAUCAGGAUUCCGAACAAGUGAAUCGAAAAAUAAUGUUGAUCUAGUCGAUAAUUUAGAUCGUGGACGAAGACGUUCGAAUCUUGAUUCAAUUGAUAGAACUAUAAAUCGUCAAAAUUCUCAUAUUCAUAUCAAUACUAGAUCUCCUUUAGGUUCACCGAAACGAUCUCAAUCACAUGUAUUUGUAUCAAAUGGUCGGUUAAAUAAAUCCGGUGUUUCUAAACCACCUAGAUUUGUAAGCUACAAGAGUCCACUGGAAUCUGUUGGGAAAUCACUUAAAGCUAACCAUAAUCAAUCAAUGGACCAUGAUAAGCAGUCGACACGAAACAUGACAAACAAUAUUUCAUCUUCCUCUCUGUUAUGUAAUAAUUCAUCAAAAGAAGUUAAUAGUGAUGAUGUAUUGAAUAAACGAGGACGUCGAAAGUCGCGUGCACCUGCUCCACCAAUUAAAUUAUUGGAGAAUACUGCUGAAACUACAACGAUGAUUAUGACUUCCACUACUGCUGUUACUACUACUACUGCUACUAAUACUAAUACUACUACCACUACGCUCAAAGCUCCAUUAGCAGUUUCCGAAUGUGGCAAAGAGUUUGAGGAUAAUGACGAUGAUAAAUGUUUAGAAUCUGUCUAUCAAGGUCGUGCACUUGCUGUAAAAACAUCUUUGUCAGCAAAAUCUAUAAAAUCAAAUAUUCCUUGUUUGACAACUUCGAAACAUAUUGUCUCUACUUCAUUUCGCAAUACAAUUAAUACUGUAAAUGGAAGUAAUACAGAGAAACCAGUCAAGCCACCACGAAAACUUAAUAAUAAUACAUCCUCUUCCACUGAAGCUCUGCAUAAAUCUGAAAAGAGUAUAUGUAGUCGAUAUUAUUCUCCAACUUUAAAAAGUCUUCAUAAUCCUUCAAUUUCACAACACAAGUUUCCUCAUGAUAUCCCUUCUCAACAUCGGGGUAUUGUGAAAAAUAUGAUAAGUAAAUUUCAGCAGCCUUAAAAUCUAGAUUUUUAUCCCUCUCAAUUGAUCUGCUUUCUAUCUUGUCAUUUAUAUUUUUUAACUGAAAGAAUCCAUCGCUUCUUGCUAACUAACUGCCUAACUGAUUCUAUGCUUACCGGUUUCUACAGAUUCUUUUUUAUAUAAUUUACAAAAUACUUCUAUUCAUUUAAGGUAACACUACUUAUAAUGAAUAAGUAGUUAAAAUUAUUUAGUGAAAUUAAUUUACUGUUUGUUUUUACAUAUGCAUUUUCAACAUAAAAACAUGAUUCUGAUUUGCUUUUGUCAAUAAUUCCCUGCUUAUUUUGGUGAAUAAAAAAGAGAGAGUUUUGUCUCUUAUUCAAAUGGAUACAUAUUUAUUAUCUACUGUUCAAUAAUAUGUACUUUUUCUUUCGUGUUUAUAAGUGUUUUGUUAUGAAUUUAUUGUUUCUUUGCAAAUAGUUAUUUUUAAUUUGUGUUCCCCAUUAUAUUUAUUCAGUUUCAUUUUCCUUUUUGUCCAUUUACUACUCAGUUUAUGAAUCGAAUUUUUUGGUUUUUUAGGAGUGGGCUAGGAGUAUUGGUUAUCGUAAUUGUUCUGUUUAUUAUUUAUCUAUGUUUCUUUUUUCACUUCUACGUUUUUUUUUCUUUUUUUGAAGUCACAGUUUAGGAUUUUCACUAUUUUUUUUUUCUGAAUGACUUCUGGAAGAGUUCAUGAUAUGUUUCCAUAUAGGAUUUAAAAGAAAUUUUGUUUAUCCAUGUGAUAUUUUAUUUAUUUAUGUAGUCAUAAUAUGUUUUGAGAAUAAAAUAUUCCUGGACACUGAUUGAUACGAUCAUUAUCACCACCAUCAUCAUCAUGAUCAUUAUGUCACUUACAGAUAAAUAAAAUAGGAUUAUACCCCUUCAUUUACUUUCGUUAAUUUACGAAAGAUUUCUUAUGCUCUAACGCUUUUUUUCAAUAUUUAAUAAAGAGUAUUUGUUAGCUUAUUAUGAAAAGUAUUCAUAUUGUAUCUGGGAUAAUAUUUUAACUUACAUAUGAUCUAUUAGUUAUAGUAAUGACUACAUGAGUCUGAAUGCGGUGAAUGAUUUCGAUUAUCAUUCAUUGUUGCAUAAAAUUUUAUUUUUGCUUUUCAUUAUGAAUCUAGCAUAAGGCUUUGGAUAUUCUAUAUAUUAUUGCUAAGUCAAUGAAAAACAAUGUAACUGUGAACCAAGUAAUUAAGUGUUAACAUAUGUGACUGAUACUAGAUAUAGAUUAGAAUCACGUGAAAAGCCUCAAUCAUCUCCUUAAUAUGAAGAUACCUUGAAUCGCAUAACACCUAGGUUAGAAGUUUCCGGUUAAUUCCUUCCAUUCACCUAACAAAAGAAGAAUUUGUUCAUACUUUUAUACUUCUCAAGAUCUAAGGAAAAUAUCAUCUAAAUAAAAAUGAAUGCAAAUGAUCUUCAACUCUAGGAAGAAAAGAAGCUCUCAGUUUUCAUUUAAAACGAAAACUAAUUGAUGAAGACUGGUUAAUUGUUCUUGUGUGGAGAUAAAGAUCUUUGUAGAAGAAUUCACUGCCCUGGUACGUCCAAGAGUGGGGAGAGCCAGCUCUCCUUCUACAAAUGCUCUCAUAUGGCCACACGUAUACAGCCACUCCCAAGGUAGUCAUACUCACUGCCUUCUUGCAGCGUUACUGUUGUUAACGAAAUUGAGAGGACGUAAAGUGAAUGUCCGGAGCUUUAACCAGGUUGGCGGAUACUGAGGAUCCACCUAGGUGAGUUGGAAAACCCUCAUUCCAAACCAGUGGUGAACAUUGGCUUCAAGAUCCCAAAGGAAAAGAUGGCGUAUGAACCAAUUGUUGGUUACCGGCUAUCAUGAGAAUGCAUCUCCUUACGUUGCUCCAUUGCGUUGUGGAUUAAACCUUUAGGUCAAAGUUUCGGGAUAUGGUCUCCUAAGAAAACCACCUACUUCGGUU
This is a messenger RNA of Schistosoma mattheei, 6048 nucleotides long. The record is from the annotation of a GenBank genome assembly. Lineage: Eukaryota; Metazoa; Platyhelminthes; Trematoda; Strigeidida; Schistosomatidae.